Messenger RNA from Chiloscyllium plagiosum (whitespotted bambooshark), 1236 nucleotides. It is a transcript of the gene rnf151, whose product is annotated as ring finger protein 151. Gene Ontology annotation, molecular function: zinc ion binding. Gene Ontology annotation, biological process: regulation of canonical NF-kappaB signal transduction. Gene Ontology annotation, cellular component: plasma membrane signaling receptor complex. The record is from RefSeq and is a predicted model, not a curated record. NCBI's taxonomy places the organism in Eukaryota, Metazoa, Chordata, Chondrichthyes, Orectolobiformes, Hemiscylliidae.
AUCAACCAGGUAACGGGGAGAUGUGAUUGGAGAGUAGGGUGUUAUCAUGUGACUGCAGAAAAAGGACGCAUUUCCAGCCGGUGGCUGCACAUUGGAUGGGUUGGAGCGAUAUGGAUUGGGAUGAGGAAGCGUUGCAGGAUUCUGGUUAUGAUGUUGAGCUGUUUGAAAAUGUACCUGACCCUGAGUUCAUCUGUACCAUCUGUCACGGUGUGCUCAAAGAUCCUGUGGAACUCAUCUGCCAGCAUGUCUUCUGCAGAGGCUGUAUUUUGAAGUGGCUUACAGAGAAGCAAGAAUGUCCAUAUUGCAGGAAGAAGGUGAGAAGGGUGGCUCGCUCUGUCAUCCCUAUGAUCCACAACAUGAUUGCCCGAUUGAUCAUGAAGUGUGAAAACUAUGUCUAUGGCUGCUGGGAGACCUUUCCACUUGAACAAUCUGCAAACCAUAAAGCUGCCUGUGACUUUAGAAUAGUGAAAUGCAAACAUGAGGCCUGUACAACUGAAGUAUUUCAGAAGAACCUUGCAGCUCAUGAACAGGUUUGCGAACAUUGGAGCCAACCAUGCAGAAUGGGAUGUGGAGCCCAACUUACCCCAAAUCAGCUGCUUGAACACAACUGUUACAGGGACUCAAAGAGAAAAUAUAAGGAGAAGAUACGGGUUCUCAAAAGCCGUUUGUAUAGAAUGCAAUGUCGCCUAAAGCUAGUGGAAAGAAAUCUGCAGAAUUUGGCGCCUCCUGAUCAUUCCCAGUUUUCAGAGCAUCUCGUCUGUGAAGAUGAUGAAAGUGAGGACUUGGCUGCUGAAGACCAUGAAGAUGAUCACAGCAACACUUUGGACAUACAUGUACACAAUGAAAAUGAAAGCCUGUAUUCCUGGCAGUCAAGUGACUUGAAUAAUGAGGAAGGACCAGCAGCAGAGGAAGAUGAAUUAGAUGACAUCGAAAAUGAAGUGUGUCUAAAUGAAGCAGUGAUUGAGGACACCAUUUCAAUCACUUCCAGUUCCAGCACUGAACAAGAAGCCAAUCGCACUAGGUCACAGUCCCAUUUAUAUUUUGAAAUGGAUGAUGGUAACAUUGCUUCUGGGAAUGUCAGUAUCUUUGGUCAAGAUGCUUCAAACAGAAGGCGGCUCAGGUCAUGGAUGCUGCAAUGUUCCAUGAGGUGGCGAAAGGCUAUGUGGAAGCGCAACAACCUCCGAUUACUAUCCAGAAGACAGCACAGCCAGCCACACUGAAUGUGGUGCCUUUUAA